Coturnix japonica (Japanese quail) is the source of this 1364-nucleotide messenger RNA. The record is from RefSeq and is a predicted model, not a curated record. Lineage: Eukaryota; Metazoa; Chordata; Aves; Galliformes; Phasianidae.
CAUCAUGGAGCUGCUGUGCUGCGUCGCCGUCCUGCUGUCCCUCCUGGCCGUGAUGGGACACCCCGACCCCACGCUGGAUUGGCACUGGCAGCUGUGGAAGAAGACCCACGGGAAGCAGUACCGCCAUCAGGCUGAGGAAGGGCAGCGCCGUGUAACAUGGGAGAAGAACCUGCGGCUGGUGAUGCUGCACAACCUGGAGCACUCCAUGGGGCUGCACUCCUACCAGCUGGGCAUGAACCACAUGGCGGACAUGAGCAGUGAGGACGUGGCCGCGCUCCUGACGGGGCUCCGUGUUCCCUAUGGGCACCGCCAGACCUCCAGGUACCGCCAGCGCGGAGCAGCCCCCGAUGCCAUGGACUGGAGGGAGAAGGGCUGCGUCACCGAGGUGAAGAACCAGGUGGGACAGAUAAAUGACUGUGAAAGAAAAGCAAAUAAUGGGGUGGUGAAGGUAAAAGGCUUAAAGCACCUGAAGGUCUCCAGUUCUCCUGGUGGGUUUCACCCCUUCCUCUUGUUCCCACAGAACGGGACGUGCCAAUAUAACGUUUCCACGCGCGCUGCCACGUGCUCCAAGUAUGUGGAGCUGCCAUACGCGGAUGAAGCUGCCCUGAAAGAUGCUGUUGCCAACGUCGGACCCAUCUCUGUGGCCAUCGAUGCAGCUCAGCCCACCUUCUUCCUGUACCGUUCAGGAGUGUACGACGACCCGCUGUGCACACAGGAGGUGAACCACGGCGUGCUGGUGGUUGGUUAUGGCACCCUCAAUGAGAAGGACUUCUGGCUGGUGAAAAACAGUUGGGGCGAACGCUUCGGUGACGGGGGUUACAUCCGCAUGGCGAGGAACCACUCCAACCACUGCGGGAUCGCCAGCUACGCCUCGUACCCACAGAUAUAGGUUCACCAGCUACACCUCGUACCCACAGAUAUAGGAUCACCAGCUACACCUCGUACCCACAGAUAUAGGAUCACCAGCUACACCUCAUACCCACAGAUAUAGGAUCACCAGCUACACCUCGUACCCACAGAUAUAGGACCACCCCUCCCUGCUUCGGGGGGGCUCCGUCUUCGGUCCGAGCACCAACGCUCUGCUUCUAUCAUUCACUGACUGCAAGAAUCAGUUCCUGUCUCCAUGUCUGCAGUGGGGGAAUGUCAGAUGGUGCUUUAAGGCUCCCACCGGCUGCUUCUUGGAGAAGGAAAAGGCCAUUUGUCCUUUUUUCCCUCAUCACACACAUAGUAAAAGUGCAAUGCCAAGAGCUGUUAGAGCGGAGAUCUGCCCUCUUCUCAGCGCUGCCCCCAGCGGACAUGGCUGUGAUUUUCCCUCUGCGUGAUGAUUUUUGUUUGAAAACACAAUAAAACAUCAGUUUCACCGA